This is a messenger RNA of Metschnikowia bicuspidata var. bicuspidata NRRL YB-4993, 231 nucleotides long. RefSeq lists its product as uncharacterized. The annotation marks the transcript as partial. The record is from RefSeq and is a predicted model, not a curated record. Lineage: Eukaryota; Fungi; Ascomycota; Pichiomycetes; Serinales; Metschnikowiaceae. The transcript has a single exon.
GUCCACAGAAUCGGAAGAUCCGGUAGAGCCAACACCACUGGUACCGCUGUUUCCUUCUUCACUGACGCCAACCCCAAGAUGGGUGGUGACUUGUGCAAGAUUAUGAGAGAGGCCAAGCAGGAAAUUCCACCUGAGUUGCAAACCUCUUUUGGAAAUACUCUCUUCCAUCCUAAUACUCGCUACCAUUCAACAAGACUCCCCCAUCCAAAAGGUCUCUCUACCAUCCAUUAG